Molecule: messenger RNA, 2922 nt
Organism: Amyelois transitella
Lineage: Eukaryota; Metazoa; Arthropoda; Insecta; Lepidoptera; Pyralidae
Exons: 3
Coding region: 257-2020 (587 amino acids)
Source: RefSeq, a predicted model, not a curated record
CCAUUUCCUUCAUUCAAUGAUUUUCCACUCACUCAUAAUCAUAUUAAAAAUAAUCAAAUCAAGGCGAAAAACAAAACAAAAUCGCUUGUUCGACCGACGUUGUCUUGAUCUUACUAAUUUUAAAAACAAAAUAUUAAAAAUAUGUACCUAUCCUAAAUUUAUUUUUUGGAAAUAAUUUUUUUAUGUAACCGAUAUCCGUAUAGGGCUUUUGAAUCCAAAUUUUUUGUGUAUACCUACGCAAGGGUAAGUAAUUCAAAUGGACGCUUCUACCGCGGAACAUAGUGAUUCAGACUCUGGGGAGAGUUGGACAUUGUUAGAAGCUUCUCCAACGUACACUGAUGAGGACUCGAAACCGAAUGAAAAUGCACCAGAUGUCGUACCAGCUUCAGGUGAUGCUACAGAUUCGAACUGCGAAAAAGAUGACGACACCGAUGGUAUAUCGAUAAUUAGCGACAGCGAACCGGAAUCGCCGUUCCCUUGCGAAGUGAGCUCACACAGGUGUCUGCUCGAGGAAGACCGUCCAGAACAAGAGAAUAGCCAGUUCAUUCCCACAAGUCAUUUAUCCACAACUCCUAAUAACAUAGAUCAGCAAUCUAUGAGAAAUGAGGACGAUUUUCUGGGAGACAGCAGUGGCAAACAUAGAACUUAUGUACACAGAAGAAAUAAGAGGCUGAGUAUGGUACUAAACAUAAUUGUUUUGGGCAGUGUUAUCACAGCUGCUGGGGUAGCCAUCGGUCACAUGUGGGGUGCCAAAAAUGAAUGCAAUUUCCAAGCUGCUCCCUCAGUUAACAAAAUAUUGUCCAACCUUUACAAGUUACAAGAAGAAAAUGCUUACUUACGUAGCAAAUUGAAAGAAUUGACAUUGUUAAACAAUAUACAAAUGCAACAGAGAAAAACAGGCUUGGAUAAAUUGCACUCCAAACAGAACAAGUGCAAGAAAGUAUUUGAAGCAUCAUUGAAUAAUAAAAAUGUUGAUAAGUAUACAAAAUGUGUAGAACAUGAUGAUAAUAACCAAAAUUCCCAUUUGGUACAGCCUGAAUAUGAAAGAGAAUUUCUGGCUGAUGUGAACAGAUUGGCUCUAGUGUAUGAACAAAACAAGAGUUGGCUGGAUGAGGAAAUAACUAAACGCUUGAAACAUGAAAAACAAUUGAACAGUAAAAAUAAGCAUGUAAAAGAAAAAGUUGAGAAAGUUUUAAGAGACAAUUUGGAAAUUCCCCUAGAAACAAUUACAGAACUGCCUUAUAUUGAGACAAAUGCAUCAGAACUCCCAGUAACUGACAAUACAAAUGUUCUCGGCAAGCCAGAUGUUAUUGAACUUUCCCCGGCAACAAAGGUCAGUUAUGCUGACUCACUCCAAUCUAAUAAUAAACACAAAAAAACUGAGAAACAUAAUGUAAGCAAAUAUGAUGAAAAAGAAUUCAAAGAAAGAGUUCAAAAGCGUAAAGUAAAAAGAAGUAUUGAAACAGUUUCUGAGCAAAAUCUAAGUGAGGAAGAAAUAAAAAAGGAUGAUAGAUACACUGGGCACAAAAACAGACAAGAAAAAAAGAAAAAUGAUCGCCAAAAGUCACAUAAAAAGCAGAAAAGGAGAAAUAAAUAUGAGCAGUGGGAAAUGAAGGGCGGAUAUAUGAAAGAUUAUGAUGACUUUUCAGUAACUUCACAGGAUCCAGAGAUAGUAUAUAUUAACAUUGAUAAAAAUAGGGUAAAUGAAAAUACAGAAAGUGAUAAUAUUUCUAAAUUAUCCAGGAAUCCAGAAAACAAAAAGUCCGGAGUCGUCGAUAUUGGUACCGAAAAGGUACCUGAGAAACAUAUUAAAGGCGCCAACUGGUACGAUAACAGGGCGGUAAUUCGAAUGGAAGCGAGGAAGAAAUUACAAACUGAGUUGUUUGGUGAAGUGAGUCCGAACACUGCAGGCUGGUAUUUCCGGCGCAUGCGCCGUCGCGAACAAUGCCGUGCGAAAAAUGAAAAUUCGACACAUAGAAAAUUUCCUAAACGCAACUUGAACUUUAAAACAAAACAUUAACACAGAUAAACCUUAAUAUCUUUGAAAAGAUUUGGUUGCACUUCAGGACAUGGAUGUUUACAACUUGAGAAUGGUAGUUGUAUGCUUAGUGAUAUCAAUGUUGAUUGAGUAGUAAGCGUUAUUUAACGAAAAUAUUGAAUGCAGAAAUACAAGAAGAAUGGAAUCACUAAUCUGGCACUCUACUUACUUAUCUACUUUUUCAUCAGUUAUAAACGAGCAUUUGAAUUACAAGCAUCUGUAAACAAUGCAUUCUCCUUAAUUUUUAUUAGUUUGACUUUAUACCAGUGAUUGGUAUAAUGUAUUUGCAUUUUGAUAUUAGAGUAUUUUAAUAGCGUUUUAUCAUAUCACGGUAGAGAUCGCAGUUGAUGGCAUUUGAAAGUGGGAAAUUUUUAAAUGUUUAAAAGUAGGGUGGUUUUGAGAAUAGGUAUGUACGUUUUAGAUGAAGGCAGAGGCAACACAGCUAAUGUACACUAACUCGUGACAUAGAAAAUAGGUAUUUAUAUAUUCCGUCUAAUAGUAUAUUCUUAUAGGUUUGAUGUUCUACUUAUAGAUAAUUUACGAAUAUUUCUUUAGAUAUUAAAUAACUUGUGACAUUAAAAAUUUACGGUAAUGUCUUAUUACUAUGGUACUAUUCCCAGUGUAAGGUUGAAUUCCAGUAUUUUACAACAUACGAGAAAAAGGUAUGUAGGUAUAUGAUAAAUACUCGUAUGCCACUGCAUAAUUAAACUUGUUGAGAGAAUGCUAUACAAAUUAUUUUUGGAUUUUUAUGUAUCUCCUGCGGCUUUAAAAAUGUUAUUGUAUGAUAAUUGUUCAAAAGAUUUGCCUUGCAUCUCAUUAACUCAUAGAUACAUCACGUUAUAUUAAAGCAGUUUUCCAAAUUACAAUAAAAGUGAACUUGAAAA